This is a messenger RNA of Haplochromis burtoni (Burton's mouthbrooder), 5241 nucleotides long. Its product is annotated as ankyrin-2. Gene Ontology annotation, molecular function: protein binding. Gene Ontology annotation, biological process: signal transduction; regulation of cardiac muscle contraction; protein localization to T-tubule. Gene Ontology annotation, cellular component: T-tubule. NCBI's taxonomy places the organism in Eukaryota, Metazoa, Chordata, Actinopteri, Cichliformes, Cichlidae. The record is from RefSeq and is a predicted model, not a curated record.
GAGUCUGAUUCAGACCAAGAACAAGAGGAAGAGACCAACAGACUGCUCGAGAAAUAUGAAGAGACGGAGACGUCAGUCCUGAAAUCAGAGCUGAUUCGAGAACCAGAUCUUCUAUCCGACGUGUCAGAGAUGAAACAAGAUUUGAUCAAAAUGACUGUCAUCUUGACUGCAGACUCCGCUGAGAAAUCCCCUUCCUUAGGAGGGUGUGGUCUAGAGAAAGGGACCGAGGAAGUUUCUGGAGAAGCGUUAGAAACAAUGGAAAAAGACUUAGAGAAAGUCAAAGAGGACCUAGAGAAAGUCAGUGAAAUACUGAGGAGUGGAACGUAUGAGGGUGAGGUGGCAGAGGAGGCAGCGAAAGCAGCUAGAAUGGCUGAGGAAUGGGUUCUCCUCUCAGAUAGUGAGAUAGAAGAAGCCAAAAAGAUGGCAGCUUUAGAAAAUCAAGAGCUCGUCUUACGGGAAAGUAGAGGUAACAGAGGGACUCCCAGACCUAAAGCCAUCAAGGACAGUGGUGACCUUAAAGAAUACCUGCUGGAUGUACCAAUAAGCUCUAAAGUUAAAGCCAAAAAAGAGACAAGUUUCCAGGAAAGAUUCACUGAUGUUGUACUACGCAAAAGUACAAAACCAACCACUCAAACCAAAGUACAUGACAAACCCGCCACUGGUGAUGUUAAAAAGCCAGUGAGACGGAAGGGAAAAGACCAGGGGAAGACAGAGGAAUCGAUAGAAACAGGGAGUCGUCUAAGCGUGCCCACAGCCAAGGCCCCAGCAUCCCCUGUAUCCCCAGUGAUUGAAGAAACUCCCAUCGGAUCAAUCAAGGACAAAGUCAAAGCCUUACAACAGAAAGUGGAGGCAGAGCAAAAGAGCAAAAAGGUCACUGGAAGCAAACCUACGCAUUUGCCUGUUAUGAGCAAAUCCUCCCCAAAAGCCAAAGAAACCGCUAAGUCAAAGCAGGCCCCGCAUAAAUCCCCUAAAGCUGAUUCUGAAAAACUUGAAGAGACCAUGUCAGUUAAAGAGCUGAUGCAAGCAUUCCAAACGGGUCAAGACCCCUCAAAGAGAAAGUCGGGGCUAUUUCAGCUCAAAACAUCCUCUUCAUCCAAAUCAGAAAAAAGCACUAAAUCUGAAACUAUCCACACAAAAUCCACGACGAAAGCAGCAGCUUCACACGUCCCUCAAGAGCGAGAAGUGUCAUUGGAUUCCAAACCCCAAAAGAAACUGAUCAGUCAGCAAGACAAAGACACAAAACCCUCUGCUGAUUCAGAGCUAACUGACACUGUAGACUUUGGAAACGGUGGCCUUGAUGAUAGCUCUGGCAGCUUUAAACAUGAGGGUGUGGCAGACUCCCUAAGUUCUGGAAAUGGAUCCUCUCAUUUGAGCUCUGAGGACAGUUACAAACAUGAGGGUCUAGCCACUCCGGGCACAAGCCCUGAAAGUCUAGGGCUUUCUCCCAAAACUGUAAAGCAAACCUCUACAACUUUGGCACCAGCUGCCGCAACAGUAAAGAAAGAGAGUAAAGACACAGAGAAGUGUGGGGAUUCUGGUAUAGGGACCACUGGUGACCAACUCUCUACAGAAUUGACCCUCCUUGUCUCUUCCAGCAAGGCUACAGAUGACCACACUACAAGUGAGUCUAUAUCUGUUAAGAGGAGUGAGUCAAAACCACAAAAGCUUAUAAAAAGAAUUUCAGAGACUAUAGAAACUUUUCUUAGCGAUGACGAAAGCCCCGAUCAUCAGCUAGUAUUGUCUUUAGUUGGGUCAUCAGCUCCUAGAUCCCCGUCUCAGCAUCAUGAAAGCUUAGACUUACUUUUAAAACAAGACGCAGAUGCUCUCAGUCCGUUAGCUGAUGACUCUUUAACAAUAAGCCACAGAGACUCGUUAGAGGGUAGUCCUCUCAUGGAAGAAAAUUCCUCCCACAAAUCCCCAGACUCUAUUGAACCCAGCCCAACUAAGGAAUCACCUCCUCAUGACUCCUUAGAGAGCAGUCCUGUAGAGCUAAAAAGCUGCCCAUUCUUCCCACUAGGUCCACCUAGCAAAUCCUAUAGCCAUCCAGAGCCUCCCAAAGAUGCAGAAUUCCCCGAGGAAACUGUGCCCAGUAGGCUUCUUCGAGACCAUGAGGCUAGUGCUGAUGAUGACAGUUGUGAGCAGACGUCUCAGAUGACAAGUUCUGGUAAGAGCCCCCUCUCCCCUGACACCCCUAGUUCUGAAGAGGUAAGUUAUGAGGUAAACCCCAAACCCCCUGAUCAUUCAUUCCUCUUUGCUCUAUCAAAACCGGCUGUCAUCCCUGAAGACCCAGAAGAAGAUAAUGCAUCAGACAGCCACGAAGCUAGGAGAAAGAUCACUCCUGAGGAAGAGAUGUUUAAGAUGGCAGCCAAAAUAAAAACAUUUAAUGAAAUGGAACAAGACGUGAAGAGCAAAACGAAGUCUAGAAAAGAUUUUUCUCCAGCAGAUGCCAAAAUAGGGGAUGACAGCUGUGAAAGUGAGAAGCUAUCGCAAAGUGAAUGUGGGUUCAGUACACCCACAGAGGAUUCAAAAUUAGCUCUUUUUGUUGAUCCCCUUAUUAAAGUACAACCUCCCUCUCCUUUUUCAGCAGGUUUGAAUGAUGGAUGCCACAGCAAAGAGGCCAAGAGCACAUCAUCAACCAGUGUCACCUCAGAGGGACCUCACUCUGUCUCAGACCAGCAUCAUUCAAAAUCCCAAAUGAAAAAAGAAGAAAGUUGCCCAUUAUCUGGAAAAGCCAAUAAAGACAAUAGCAACACAAAGGCAUCAACAUCAAAUACUAAAAAUAGGACUGAUGAGCAAAAGGAAGAAAGCUUAAGGAAGUCAAGGGAAAGUAGAGGAGAUGAUACGCAUGGUCAAGAGUUAGAGAUUAGUGAGCCACAGACAGGUGUGCUGAAAAGAUGUAGUAAUGUCACAGAUGAAGUUAAAGGAGAUCAGGCCGGACUCUGUGAAACUGUUAUUACAAGUAAGACACAGGAAACGUUUAAACCAGAGGUCUGCAUCUACGAUGACACAGAGGAGGACGACGAGACACUGGAACCUCCCAGGACCGAGUCCAAAGGUGUCACUGCAAGGGUAGAUACCGAGUCUUGGUCUGCAAUGCGGGAGGAUGAUGCCACUUUUGAAGCUCGCGUAAAAGAGGAGGAACAGAAGAUACUGAAUCUGGUUGUUGACCGUCAGUCUCCAGACACCACACCUGGUAGGACACCAACAGAAGAGAGCACUCCCACCAGUGAGCCCAAUCCUUUUCUAUUCCAAGAAGGGAAGCUCUUUGAGAUGACCCGCAGUGGUGCUAUUGACAUGACAAAGAGGAGCUACGAGGAAGAGGCUGUUGGCUUUGCCUUUUUCCAGAUAGGAGAACAGCCUUUAGAGGAGCCUAUCUUAGAAGAGCCCAGACAAGAGAGUCAAAGAUCUGCUACAGAACCGGAAGUUGGUCUCAAUUUAACACUAGAGGUUAAGACUGAUAACAGUGAGCAAUCCAAAGAAACAGCUGAUUCACAGCUUCAGUCCUCGCCUGAAAAUGAACAGCCAAGCUGCAAAGCUGAUGCCUCCAAAUCUAAAAUCCCCAAAAUGGGCAUUUCAGCUUCAGCUAAACCUACAAAGAAAGAUCAGACAUCCCCAGAACUUCUAGAGAUGAAAGCAGAGAUAACUGAAAGAUCCUUAGAUUUAGACACAAGUUCCCUUGGUCAAAUGAUAACAAAUGUACAGACAGCAGAUACUACUAUCACUAGAUCAGUUUACUCUGAACAGGGGGAAGAGUCCUCUGACUCUUCUCCAGAGGAACCACAGUCAGUAAUAGAAGCCCCCAAAACAACAGGAAAAUCCAAACAAAGCGCUUCCAGUAGUGUUAAAAAGACUCCAGUCAAAGCACCAGCUAAGCCUACUUCUUCUCAAGGCCGUGGUAAAUCAACAAUUCAUUCUCCAUCUCAUGCAGUUUCCCCUUCCAGCACUCCUAAAAAAGAGGCCAUCUCUACUUCUGAAUCUAAAUCUAGAAUUCCAGUUAAAGCUAGCACGAUGAAGCCUGACUCUAAACGUGCUGAAAAUAACCAGGACAAAAAACUUAAGGUCCCUGUGAAAAAGGAUAUAAGGAGAAAAUCUGAGACAGAUGCAGGUCCCUCUGUGGAUGUCAAAACCAAGACUCCAUCUUCCAAAGCCAAGAGUUUCUGUGAGGGGGAGUCUCCCAGGUCAUCUAAAAAAGAACAGGGUCGUCCUUUGAGUGCUGAGGCGGCAAAAUCUAAGGGUUUUCAGUCCAGAUUGCCAGUUCGAGGCAAAAGCGGUCAGUCGUCACAUUCAACAACACCCACUAAAGAAAAAAGGGAGCCCUAUAAAGAGCCCGUUGAGUUCUUUGAAGAGAUAAGUGAUGAAGCAGCAAAACUGGUGGCAAGGUUGGCAGAGGCAGACAGAGAGCAAGAGGUUGCGGCCACCAUCUCAGAUGACGAGAGCAGUCUCAUUGAUCCUUUAGUCAUAGAAAGAGAACAUUUCCCUCCCUCAGGAGACAUCUUUCCCAUUAGACCACUGUGGGACGAACCUGUUGAGACACAGAUGCAGCGAAUCCCAGACGAUAAAGUCCAAAGUCAAGUAGAUCCACAGGAUGAAGCAGAGAGAAAAGAGCAACGGUUGGCCAUUAUAGCUGACCACCUUGGCUUCAGCUGGACGGAGUUAGCACAGGAGCUUGACUUCAGUGAGGAGAGGAUCAAUGAGAUAAGAACUGGAAACCCCAACUCACUUCAAGACCAAAGCCAUGCUCUUCUGAAAGUCUGGACAGAGAGGGAGGGAAAUCUUGCCACAGGCCAGUGUUUAGUUCCUGUAGUUGAAGCAACACUUAUCAAAAGACUGACAAAGAUCAAUCGAAUGGAUAUUGUUCACCUUAUUGAAAGCAGGACGUCUGAAGAAGAAACCUCACAUACGUAUGCAGAAAUCGAGUGGACCAUAGCACAGGACCAUAGUGAAGGUUUCGCUGCUCUUCAUGAAGACAUGGACAGCCCCAGGAUUAGCAAACGUACAGAGGCUGCAAAAAAGAGUCCACGCUCAGGACAACAGGUUCCCAUAGUGUCAGCAGAAGACCUUUCAUCCAGUUUGUCAUCACUUCACGAGACAACAGGACGACCGGUGACAGACUCCACGGCAGCAGGCCUUCUUAGAACUGUUCACAAAGACAAGCCACAAAAAGAGAUGGAAACAACACACUUAUCACAAAGAACAUAUGAGGAAAUGACAGACUUGGUACACACUGGCAGUUUUAAACAA